UGAUCAAUAUAAAAUUUAAAAACAGUGUUAAAAACUGUGCAACGUAUAACUAUCACAAUUAAAUAUUAAAAUUUCGAGUUCAACAACAAAAAAAGAAAACAAGAUUGUCUUUAAAUAAAGAGGUUUAAUAUGAAGUUUAUCCCCAAUACCUUUGCACAUUAUAGAAAAUAUAUAUUAGGAAAUCAACCCUUGCAAUUGCCCAUGGCAACCGGCAGUGCCGUAGAGUUUUUAAUUCUCUGCAGCAUUGGACUAUACUCUUUCUUGUUUUCGAUGGCAUGUUUUUUUGCUGUAGACAUUUUCUUAAUUGCAGGGAUUGUUUGGGAAAUAUAAUCUAAUUCAAGCUACUAAAUUUUUAAUUUGGAAAUAAAUAAUAGAGAUUAAAUACUGCAUUUAUGUAUAGUCCGAAAAUUAAACUUCUAUUAACAGUUUAUUAGGCUUUUCAUAAUAUGAACCAGUGUCCCAUGACUGGCAUAUCUAAGGCUGUGGUAUGUGCUGAUUUGCAUAUAAAAGAUACCCUUUUUUUUUUUGCUAAAAGAAAAAUUUAGUAGGUUUACUGAUCAAAUGUUUGACAUUCAUUAACUCAUAAAUAAUUGUGCUCUAGUGGUGUCAUUAAACAAAACACUUAAAAGAAUUGUUAAAUGUUAGAUGGGAAAAUGUUACAAUGGCUGAAAAGUCAGGAAUACCCCUUGCAUAUAUACCUGUGUAAUAUGAACUAUUUUUUCUUCUUUCUUUAAAAAAAAAAUGCUUAAACAAAUUAUUGUUGAUGCCCAGCCACUUGGUAUUGUAAAUUAUAUUGUACCUUUUUUUCUGAAAAUAAAAAAAAAAUUAACAAUGAAUUAUUACCCCAUCAACUGAUAACAAUAAUUUUUAUCCACUGGCAAAAGUGCCAGCGUUAUGUUCAAGCCCUAGAUGUUAGUCACCAGCAGUUGGUGAUGGAAAGAAGUAAUAAGCAGAAAAACAACCACCUGUGAAUAGUUGAUAUUUUUGUUGCUUUGUGAACUAUAUGUAAUUUUCAAAUGUCUUUUAGCCAGGUACUGGUAAAAAGCUGAAAACAACCACUUAUGGCUAGUUGAUAUUUUUGUUGCUUUGUAGACUGUAUGUAUAUUGCUGUUAGUCUGUUCCAGGCAGCUGGUGGUGAUAAGCUGAAAACCAACCACCUAUGGCUAGUUGAUAUUUUUGUCGUGUUGUGGACUGUGUGUGUAUUGCUAUUUGUCUCUUCCAGACAACUGUUGGUUAUAUAAUAAGGGAUAGGCUUGGAAAGCAACCACCUAUGGCUAUUUGAUAUUUUUGUUGCUUUGUGAACGGUAUGCAUUUACAAAUGUCUUUCAGGUAGGUACUAGUAACAAGAAACUAAAAACCAACCACCUAUGGCUAGUUGAUAUUUUUGUUGUGUUGUAGACUGGAUUUACAAAUGUCAUUCAGGCAGGUACUGGUAAGUUAAAAAGAAGCUGAAAGCAACCACCUAUGGCUAGUUGAUGUUUUUGUUGUGUUGUGGACUGUAUGCAUAUUGCUGUUUGUCUCUUCCAGGCAGCUAGUGGUUAUAUAAGAAGGGAUAGACUGGGAAACCAACCAUCUAUGGCUAGUUGAUGUUUUUGUUGUGUUGUGGACUGUAUGCAUAUUGCUGUUUGUCUCUUCCAGGCUGCUGGUGUUGAUAUAAGAAGGGAUAGACUGGGAAACCAACCACCUAUGGCUAGUUGUUAUUUUUGUUGUGUUGUGGACUGUAUGCAUAUUGCUGUUUGUCUCUUCCAGACUGUUGGUGGUGAUAAUAAGGGAUAGACUGGGAAACCAACCACCUAUGGCUAGUUGAUAUUGUUGUUGUGUUGUGGACUGUAUGUGUAUUGCUGUUUGUCUGUUCCAGGCAGCUGGUGGUGAUAAGAAGGAACACCUCUACAAGAUCCUAGUGAUCGGGGAGCUGGGAACGGGAAAAACAAGCAUCAUCAAGCGUUAUGUUCACCAGUUCUUUUCACAGCACUAUAGGGCUACGAUAGGCGUGGAUUUUGCCUUGAAAGUUCUCAACUGGGAUGCAGACACACUGAUUCGUCUUCAGCUAUGGGACAUUGCAGGUCAGGAGAGGUUUGGAAAUAUGACACGGGUGUAUUACAAGGAGGCUGUGGGCGCAUUUGUCGUAUUCGACGUAACUCGGGCGUCAACGUUUGAACUUGUAACGAAGUGGAAGAACGACCUUGACAGCAAGGUUCAACUUCCUGAUGGCUCCCCGGUUCCGUGCGUACUGCUAGCAAACAAGUGCGACCAGGCGAAGGAAGGUCUUGUAAAUAGCACAACACAAAUGGACGACUUCUGCAAAGAGAAAGGUUUCAUCGGCUGGUUCGAGACGUCCGCGAAGGAAAAUAUCAACAUCGACGAGGCUGCGAGGUUUCUGGUAACAAAAAUUUUGGAAAAAGACAAGGCUCUGAAAUUAGGAGAGCAGGAAGGUGACCCAGACAGAAUCGUUGUCAAUGGCAACAGUGCUCAUGGGAAAGAAGACAAGAAAUCAGCAUGCUGCUAAUAUUUCCAUACGGCAACUAAUUUUACCUUGUGGUUUGUGGUCUCUCGACCCUUGUUUAUAACCGGAAAACUUUUGUAUUUAAUUAAACCCCUGAGAAGAAUUUAAAGGAAAAUAUAGGUGCUUAUAGUUUAAAAGUUAUGGGCUGAAUUUACAAAACCUGUUUAUGUCUUACACACGUGUAACUACAAACAUUUGCAAUGCUUAAAACACCUGCGUUUAAGAAAAAUAGCCUUUGUAAAUUUGACUCUGAUUAAGUGUUUGACCUUAAACUUAGGUAAAAUUCAAGUUGCCACCUUUUUAGUCACCAUCUUGGAUAUUUUAUCAUGUGAACAUUUCAGCAGUCUUGCUUAGGUGCAUUGUGGGUAAAUACCGAUUCUAGUAGAAAGUAGAAAUGGUGAAAUAAGUCACCACAUAAUAAAUUCCUAUAAUUGUAAUAAUUUUGUGGAUUAAGCUCGAUUCCUGAAAAUUCAUUCAUGUCAAUGUUUUAACUGCUCGUGAGUGUUAGGAUUAGGUUAAUUCAUGGUUACACAAAUAUGAUUCAGUUGACUAAACAAUCGCUUACCUAAAUAAAAAUAGCAUGAACAAACAUUGGUUAUAUAAGAUUUGUAAAUAUUUUGUGGUUAACAGCUAUGAACUUAAUAAUAAUUUAUACGUUUUUACAAAAUUCUUAAAAGUAAUCAUUAUUCGUACUACAUGUAGUUAGUAAAAUGUAUCUACAUUGGCAUCUAUGUGUGUGUCCUUGUGCUGUUGGUAUAGUUUUAAAUAUUUGAAUGAUAUUUUUGAAGACAUUGUGAGUCAUUACUAAUUACAUGUACACGUACACAUACAUAGAUGUACGUACAUAGAGGUUAUUACCAGAGUGUUUUUCGGUAUCGUAAAUAUCAUAUAUUAGGAAUAAAAAAUGUAUUAUGUGAGCCUC
Messenger RNA from Gigantopelta aegis, 3425 nucleotides. Its product is annotated as ras-related protein Rab-32-like. The coding region runs from base 1832 to 2506 and encodes 224 amino acids. NCBI's taxonomy places the organism in Eukaryota, Metazoa, Mollusca, Gastropoda, Neomphalida, Peltospiridae. The transcript is spliced from 5 exons. Gene Ontology annotation, molecular function: GTP binding; GTPase activity. Gene Ontology annotation, cellular component: late endosome; trans-Golgi network; phagocytic vesicle. The record is from RefSeq and is a predicted model, not a curated record. Gene Ontology annotation, biological process: phagosome-lysosome fusion; endosome to lysosome transport.